Sesamum indicum (sesame) is the source of this 1174-nucleotide messenger RNA. RefSeq names its product putative xyloglucan endotransglucosylase/hydrolase protein 7. Gene Ontology annotation, biological process: cell wall biogenesis; xyloglucan metabolic process. Lineage: Eukaryota; Viridiplantae; Streptophyta; Magnoliopsida; Lamiales; Pedaliaceae. Gene Ontology annotation, cellular component: cell wall; apoplast. Gene Ontology annotation, molecular function: xyloglucan:xyloglucosyl transferase activity; hydrolase activity, hydrolyzing O-glycosyl compounds. The record is from RefSeq and is a predicted model, not a curated record.
ACACACGAACGGGUCAUAGAAUACAUAUUUUAUUCUUAUAUUUUGUCAAAAACAAAAAAAAUAAUGACAGGAUCAGUUUGGUGGUCAGGGCUAAUACUAUGUUUUCUUGCAUUAUUUUCACGCACUGUGAUUGGUAGACCGGCAACGUUUCUGCAGGAUUUCCGUGUCACCUGGUCGGACUCUCACAUUCGCCAAAUCGAAGGAGGAAACGCUAUUCAGCUCAUUCUUGACCAAAACUCAGGUUGCGGGUUUGGUUCCAAGUACAGGUAUUUGUUCGGACGUGUGAGCAUGAAGAUCAAGCUCGUCCCCGGUGACUCUGCCGGAACAGUCACCGCAUUCUACAUGAAUUCGGACACGGACACGGUACGAGACGAGCUGGAUUUUGAGUUCCUGGGAAACCGGUCGGGACAGCCUUACACCGUCCAGACAAACGUUUAUGCUCACGGAAAAGGUGAUAGGGAGCAAAGGAUAAACCUCUGGUUCGAUCCCUCCGCAGAUUUCCACACCUACUCCAUUUUGUGGAACCAUCAUCAUGUCGUCUUCUCAGUGGAUGAGGUGCCGAUUAGGGUUUACAAGAACAACGAAGCUAAAGGAGUUCCGUUCCCUAAAUUCCAGCCAAUGGCAGUCUACUCCACUCUUUGGGAGGCCGACGAUUGGGCAACGAGGGGCGGCCUCGAGAAGAUAGAUUGGAGUAAAGCUCCAUUCUACGCUUACUACAAGGAUUUCGACAUCGAAGGUUGUCUGGCACCAGGGCCCACGAGCUGUGCCUCGAACCUAAAUAACUGGUGGGAAGGUGCGGCUUACCAAGAGCUGAACCCGGAUCAAGCCAGGCGAUAUCAUUGGGUGCGCAUGAACCACAUGAUCUACGACUACUGCACCGACAAGGCCCGGUACCCGGUUACCCCACCGGAAUGUGUGGCUGGAAUCUGAUUCCCUCUUUCUUCAACAUAUCAAUGGUCAAUUCUUUCGCUUUACAUGCUUUAAAAGCUUGUACGUAUGAUAUGUAUACACUAGUCCAUGCAUUUGUAAGGGUACAAAGGUAAUUGCACAAUUGCCUGAUCGAUGUACCCAGUUUGGGCCAAUAAUGUUUCUAUAUAAUUGUGAAAAGGAUGUAAAUUUCCAUUCAAAGUGAAGAGAUAUAUAUUAUAUAAAGAAAGGUACUAUUGAUUUUUAA